AUGCUCUUAGAACAUGCCUUGCUCUACAUUGCCGUGCCAAUCAUCAGCUUUAGUCUCCUCGUCUAUAUAUUUUAUAUUUUGAAAAGAAGACAUCGGAGUUCAUUAAAUGUUGGAUACCCAUAUCCGCCACAACAGAGAGGACCAAUUCCAACUGCUCCAGUAGACGAAGAAGCUCCUCCAUACGUUGAAGCGGUCACAUGUCGGACAGACAACAUAUUUGCAAUCACAGAACCCGACCUUUCCCGAUACUACAACAUGCACUAUCUCGAUGAGUGCUAUCCACCAAAUUUCAUCGCCCCACCAACCGAGCCACCACCACCGUACCCAGGACUCGAGAAGGGACCACCACCACUUGACCCUAUCAUCUAUCAUCGAGAUGAUAUUUGCUAG
Caenorhabditis remanei is the source of this 390-nucleotide messenger RNA. RefSeq lists its product as uncharacterized. The transcript has 3 exons. Bases 1 to 390 code for a protein of 129 amino acids. Lineage: Eukaryota; Metazoa; Nematoda; Chromadorea; Rhabditida; Rhabditidae. The record is from RefSeq and is a predicted model, not a curated record.